Pomacea canaliculata is the source of this 10673-nucleotide messenger RNA. RefSeq names its product BRCA2-interacting transcriptional repressor EMSY-like. The record is from RefSeq and is a predicted model, not a curated record. Gene Ontology annotation, cellular component: nucleoplasm. Gene Ontology annotation, biological process: regulation of DNA-templated transcription. Lineage: Eukaryota; Metazoa; Mollusca; Gastropoda; Architaenioglossa; Ampullariidae. Gene Ontology annotation, molecular function: protein binding.
GUUAAUAGGAAACGAGUUACAAUUUGCAACGACUCUAAUUGUGAAAAGAGACUGCCCGGAGUUUCUCAAAUAUGAAUACAUCUUCGCAAAAUCUGUUAAUGAUAAUCAAAAUGUGACUAGACUCAGAUAAUUGGCAGAUUAUUUAAGUUCUCUUAUUGGACUGUCUCUGUCUUUAGCCAUCCAAUUAUUAGCAUAUGCAUUAUGCUUUAUUAAAAUUCUAAUACAGUAUUAUAUCUAAAAAUUUAUGUUAAUCGUAUGUCUGCGCUUUCAAGCUUUUGCAAGAUGAUUGUUGGUAUAUGAUGCACUACGGAUACUAUUCAGCUUUAUUAAAAUUAUUUUGAUCAAAUGGGUGUUGACAUUAUCUGAUUUUCAGUGCCCUGCACCCGUCUUUUCAAUUUUCUUGGCUUUUAACACAAAAAAGUCUUGCUUGACUCUGUAUAAUGUAUAUGCUGAUUAUGUGUACAACUAGUAAAGAUAAUUGCUGUUAAAAAUAUUUUGAUCCUCUUACGGUAGCAGAAGAAUAAAUAAACACAUCUUUGAAAAUCCAUCAUUCCUAUUUCGUUUAACCCUCUGGUUUUCAUAAAAAGUUUGACAAGUUUUGCUUUGUUUACCUGAGACCACUUUGGAAGUAUACUUAAUGCAAUGUUCAUAUUAAAGAAAUUGAAAGAAACCCUUCGUAAUGAAAAUGUGUUAUUAAUUUAUUUUUAUUUAUUGCUUAGCUAAUAAAACGAGUGAAGUAGCAACUGUAUUAUUGCUGAUCAGUCAAAAUGAUGUAUUUUAUUACUGUCGACAUUAUUUAUUUCAAUAAAUAAAAUUAGUCGAAAAAUGAAUGAAAAAUGUGUUCCCUUGAAACACAGAGUAUAACAUCAAACAGAUUAUAGUCUAGUUAUGUAAAAAAUGACGAAGAAUUAUAGUAGUUCAAAAGAUAGCUAAAUGAUUUUUACCUCUUGACAAUAUUGGCGCAUGCGCAGAUAGCCCCCGCCACUUCAACAUGGCGGAAAAAAUCUGUAAAUUCUGCUUUAAUAGAAGAAUUUUGCAGGUUUUGACAAAGUUUUAACGUAACAGUGAUCCGAUUUCUUUGAGAAUAGAGAAAGACAUUCUUGUCUUUCAAUUGCGCUGGUUACAGUCCUACAAAUUUGAAGUGUCAACGAUGUGGCCAAUGCUGCUUGAUUAUUCUCGUGAUGAGUGCAAACGUAUACUGCGUCGUCUUGAGCUUGAAGCAUACAGUGCCAUUAUAUCCGCUUUUCGUGCUCAAGGCGAUCUCUCUCGAGAGAAGAAAAAAGUGUUGCAAGAUCUUCAACAAAUGCUUAGCAUUUCUACAGAGCGGCAUCGUGCAGAGGUUCGACGUGCUGUAAAUGAUGAAAAAUUAACUACUGUUGCAGACAGCAACAGUGGUACUUCAGCUGCGUCAGAAUGGCUUAUAGAGGGACGACGACUAGUUCCACUGUUGCCUCGACUAGUGCCACAAACAGCUUUCACUCAGACUGCAACACAAGCAGCAAAGGAAGUGGCUGAGAAGAAUGCACAGCUCAUGAAUCCAGCUUUAACAGGAAAUAAAGAAUUGGCAAAUCAGAGUUCUACCUCCACUCCAGCAUCCAUCCAUACAUCACCUGCAGCAAAGCCUUCCAGGUCAUCUAGUCCCACAUCGAAUGUGGUUGUAUUGCCUAGUGGUACUUCUAUUCAUAUCAAAGGUAUGCUAAAUCAGGAAGAAGAAGAUGAGCCACAAGGUCGUCGGCAGCGCAGGAGCCUCUCGAUUGAUGGUCUGGGAGCAGCCACUGUCUCCACGCAAACCCAGACAGCUCGUGUUUCCUAUACCACUGCUUCAAGUACUCCAGGCAGUGCAUCACCGGUUAAAAUCACAAUCAGUAAAAGUCCUCAAGGGAGAACCAUUGUUUCUCAGCCUGGUGGGCAGCCUCCAAAGGUGAUCCUUGUGACAAGUUCUGGCCAGUCUUCAGGCUCUAGUGUCUUCCAGCGAUCCAUGUCCGUUCCCGUCAUUCGUGCCUCGACUUCCACGGCCACCUCCCAGACUGGUGCAACUCGCACAUCUAUCAUUAUUCCAGGCAGUCCAGGCAUUGCCCAGGCCAACAACAGUGUGGGAGGAGUUGUUACUGUGACUACUACUUCAAUCACAACUUCUUCCUCUGCUACAGUUACAAUGCCAACAUCAGUUGUGGGAUCAUCACCUGUGUUUAGUCCAUCCGUGAACAUUGCAAAGCCACGGCCAAAAGUGGUUCCCAGGCAACGCUUUCCACAGCCUCAGCCCAAACCAGGAGUUGUCAUCCCCAUGGGACCAACAAGCUCACAACCGGUGCCACCAUCUCCUCAGAGCAUCCAUAACAUACAGGUGAAGACAUUGCCCAAGCCACAACCCAUCCAGAUCAAGCAGGAGGGAGGUAUGAAGAUUAUAACUCAGAGCAUGGCAGGAGCCAGCAAGAUUCUGCCCAAACCAGCCCAGCUAACUGGCUCUCCUGGAACACCUGUGGUGGUUGUCAAUGCUGGGUCUUCAUCAUCAUCUGGAAACACCACUGUCACCAUGGUUCCCAAGUCUGUUGGCAGCUACACCACAGCAUCUGGUGGUAAGGUACUCAACAUUACUACACCAGGGGGGCGGGUAAUCGCCACAACAUCCAAAGCUUCAAAUGUUGUCACUGUCAAUCCCAAGACGUUGCAUCUUACAGCAGUCAAGUCGGCAGCAGGAGGCACUACAGUGUCAAAACCAAAUGUGAUUGUGGUGCAAAAGACUCAGCCUAGACGUCCACCACUACCAACUCAGCUGCCUAAGGGUGGAACUACUGUUAUCACCAACCCUGCAGCUUUUGAAAAGGAAUUGGCCAACUUCAUUCAGAAAGAGUCAGGGCGCCAAGUGUCUGUUAGCAUCUCCCCAAGUAGCAAUGUUGGCACAAUUACAGGUGUUGGUGGUCGAGUUCCAGAGCACCGAGUCAUCAUUACAACUGCUGGUAAUGUGGAUGCUAGCAGACAGGGAGUACCUCAGAGGCCAGUAGUGGAAGCCGAAGCCAGGACAUCAUCUUUGCUAGCUGAACUCAUACAGGCUGCUGGUAUUGUACCUGAAGGCAGUUCAGAAUCUUCGGGUGGUAUUGGAGCCAAUGAGUGGUUUGAAUAUGAUGUGACAGAAGAAGAGACAACUUCUGUGACUCCAGACUCAGCUGAUGCUACAGCCAUGCAGGCAUUGAUUGGACUUCAGAACAGUGGAGCUAAAAUUGUGAAUCGGAGCAGUAGUGCCCAUGAUCAGCAGGGGCCUGGCUCUCAAGAACAGUGUUACACUUUAGAACAAGCCAUGACCUUGCUGAACCAGGGUCACCAGGUCUCUGAUACUGACAUCGAAAAGGGGGUUCAAGGGCCGAAUCAGGUGGUCAGAAAAGCUAUAGUUCAUGCCAGCAAAAUAUCAGCUGUGAACAGUGGCCUUCCUGGGGGCAUGGCCCACCAGGUGCAGAAACCUCUGACGGACAGUGACUCUUUACCUUCUACCUCCAGCACUGACGUCAAAGUACAGCAAGGUGAACUGGAUCCACAGACUGGCCUUUUCUAUAGUUCUGUUUUACCAUCCACUGCUGCAGCUCAACCACAGGUCUCAAGCAGUGGUCAAGAGGACUCCGCAUUUCAAGCAGAUCGAUUGCCAAUCGUUUCUGUUUCAACACAUCUCCAGCAACCAGUUGCCCCGCAGACUGCUCUUCCUCAACCUUUAAUUGUGUCUGUGCCUGCCCAGCAUCCUGCUGUCACGCCACAGCCUAUGGACCUACUUAGCAGCUCUUUGGCGCAGGCACAGAUUGACUUGGAUUCCUACGAAUUCACAGAAGACGGGAGUGAGAACUAUGUCCCUGAAACAAACAUCAUGAAUGUUGUCAGUGAUGGGAACAGUGUGGAUAAUGCUUCUCAGCCAGCAUCAUCCACUGCUGAAGUGGUUGACUUUACCAGCAUCCUUCUAGGGGAGUCAGAUUCUCCAUCAGAAGAGAUUGAACAGACUGAUGCAGACAUCAUUCCUCAGUUGACACAACCUGCCUCACACCUGCCCCCUUCCACAGUAGCAUCUCUGCAGUCACCAUGGGCAGUGGCCAACAGACAAACAGCCUUCAUGCCUCUAGAGAACAUGAAAGAUAGCAGGACAGCCAGCAUCAAAAUCAUCGCUCACGAACAGCUACCUGUUGAUGCCUCAUCAUUUGUGCCAACGCAUAGCAGCAGCAAAAGUAGCACCACGACAAAUGGCAGCUUCAUUACAAUGUCAUCAGGGGCCCUGGGACCGCUACCCUCUGCAUCAGUUUCUGUUUCUUCAUCUGUGGCUUCAGCCACCUCACUAGCAACACUUUCAUCGGCAGCAGCAGUUGUGGCUAAUGCACGCAAUGCCAACUCUAUCCAUGGUGCUUUGCCAGGUUCAGUGGCAUCAACUACAAUAACAAAACCAGAGGUUAUUCCUCUGACUGCUUCACGGACGUUUGUUUUAGAAAAUACUGUGCCAGUAAGCAUUGACCCCUUAUCUAGAAGGACAUUAACAGUUUCUAAACCUUUGACAGAAUUAACUGGGACAGUUCGUUUAGUGCAUGAUGGACAUACACAAUCAGAAGUGGACACUCAGCGACAAUUAGAUAUAGCUGUUUUAUCACCUGAUGUGCCAGUGUCAUCCACAGCAGACUUUUCUUCAACAGGAGAUGAUGAGGUGAACUUGAUUUCCAUCCCUGAUGCAGGCACAGCAGAAAUUGCCGGUGAUGGGCUUGACCCCAAUAACUCUCAGAGGCAUAGCAAACGCAAACGGAAACCUCCUCCUGUCCUGGAAGAAGAUGCUGUUGGGUCAUCUGGGAGCAGCUGGGUCAGGGCAGCAUCUAACAUUCUGAUGAGAGUGAGUCGCUUCAGGGGAGCAAAUAGGGAAAAGGGGGAGCUUAAUGCAGCAGCCUGGUUUACACAGCCAGUCGAUCCAGCAGAUGCACCUGAUUACUACUCCAUUAUAAAGAAUCCCAUGGAUUUUGCUACCAUAAGGAAAAAACUCGAGAGUGGCCAGUACGCACAUUUUGAUGAUUUUCAUGCAGACAUGCUGUUGGUGCGCAGCAAUUGUUUCUUGUACAACCUGCCCAGCACUCUUGUUUGUCGAGACUGUGUGCAAGUAUUUAAUUUCUACCAGCAAGAAAUUGAUCGUCUUCUGGACAAAUCUACUAACAAGGCACACACAGGUUCUCCAGUCAAGAAAAUUAUUCGUUUGGAUAAAAGUCCAGGCAAAUCUUAACAGUGAUGCAUAAAAAGCAUAACAUUGGUUCAUCAAGAGCGAACACUGUGGCAGCUGCGGCCAAUGAAAGGGACAGCUGACGUUCAUUGUAGUGAUUCUGCCAAGAGGACAUUACUGCAGAAUAAUUUUUGCAUGGCACUGCAUCUAGUUAGUCUGUGUCAAGCAAACCUUGAAAAUAUGAAGCAUCUGAACAAGAUGGAAGAGCUGGAGGCCUACUUAUGGUGAAGGCUUGAACAGCUGAUUGUUUACAUGUGGCAGCUUAGUGAGGUGGGGGAGGAGAUCUCCACUUAAUAUAAAGGUGCAAAAGGAGCAACAGGAAGAGGAGUACAUGUUCGUUGCAGUUGCUAAUUCUUGUACUGACUGACUUUUGCACCUUGCCAAGCGAUGUGUAUUUACAUUUAAGCUGUUGACUUCUCCAGUCAGCUCCUGACUUGUAACCUGUGCAUUGAUUUCAUUUCUCUGGUUUGUUAUCAGGAAUUCCUUAUUCUGCACCCAUCUAUGGAAUGCAAACAAAUGUUCAGUAGAACUUCUGUUUCGAGCAAGUUUUCCCUUGUUGCACUUGUGUUUAUGUCUCUUGGAACAUUUUUUCUCCCCCGUUGCCAAAGUGAUUAUUUUAGGAGUAGAUGUGUUGGUGUUCAGGUAUCUUGUCUGUGAUUUUUGCAUCUUUGCAAGGUAAAGAUGUGGGAUAAAUGAGGAGAGCUGUAUCUAGAACACAAAAAUUCUUUCUUCUGUCUGUCCUUCUGUGGCUGUUACAUCCCAUGGGGGAAUAAGGAGUAACUACUUAUCUAAGAUUUUGUGAGUGGUAAUAUUGGGCUUAUUUUAAUUUGUUAUCUUCAAUGAAGGUAGUAGUUAUAUAGAUUUUGUUUUCUUCAAUCCUUUUAAGAUGCUUGGGUUGGGUGAGACCUGACAGGGUAAAGGGGUACUUCUUACAACUUGUUUUUUAAGAUGUAAAACUGAUAGUGCUCUGCUUUUGCAGCAAAUCUUUAAAAGCACCGGAUACCCUGAAGACAUUUUCAUGCAGCUUGUAAUGUGAUGGGUAUGUAAGGGAAAAGAUCAUCUGCUACUUUAAAGACAUUUGACAUUGAAAACUGACAUUAACAGUUGCAUCAUGCUGUUGGAAGAACUAGUACAGGCAUUACAUUAUGAAAUGUAAGAUUUGAAUGGAACCAGGGAUAGAUACCUUAAGAAGCCUUAAGAUAUGGGAAUGGUUCUUUUGUGUUUCAUUUUGAAUGGAUUUACUCUCUGUGUUAACACCUGUGGGAGAGAUUUGUAAUUAUCAGUUUGUAAUGUGGGACUGCAGACCAUAAAGAUUAAACUGAUCAAAGGCUGGACAGCUUCAGGUAGCAUCUUGUUAAUGUGAAGGAUUGUUUGGCCAUUUGCAAUAUUGCCAGAAUUAAAGAGCUCUGUAUUUUUAACAGAUCUUCCUUUGUUUGGACACUCUUUCUGUUUCUGGCAUAUGUGAGAAGUUAGGAAAUCAUUGUUAUGAAUGAUGACCCUUGUGGUUUGUCAGGAAACUUACUGGGUAGGCUAUCAAACAGUUAAGAGCAAUUAUUCUGUUCCUAGUGUUCAGUGUCAUAGUUUGCAGGUGAAGUGGAACAGUGCAUGAAAAUAUGCACAAAGAACGAGUAGUUUAUGAUUAGGCUUUGUUCUCGGUUCAACUGAUAAUGCAACACUUACACUUUGUAACUUUAAUCAUUUCAAUGAAAAUGAAACAAAAAUGCUAUGUCCCAGUGUUCACAACAGUAAAAACAAUUGUUUGACUCAACUGUUAAGUCUCUUUAACUGCUUUUUGUGUGAUUGCAGACAAAAUCUUACAGAACGUGCUGAUGGAGAUUGAAACAAUAGUUUAAAAGUUUGGAUACUACAGUUUGAUGUUAUAGAGCAGGGGCCACAUCUGGUCCAAAAGGUGCCUCAUGCAGCCCGCUAAUUUUAAUCAGACACAACAUAAUUUCUUUUUUAACGUUAUAAUUCUGGCAAAACCGCCAUGUUCUGACCUGUAAGAUUUUAUAUCAUGUCCAGUCCAGCCCUCGAGCAAGAAAAGGUUAGGCAACACUGCUAUAGAGUUAAAUGGUUCCUUUAACUUGCAGCAAAGAGUUUUUUAUUACCAUAUUUUAGCUAUAGGGGUCUUUUAUGUUUUUGUUGUUUAUUGUUCCUUUCUUUCUUUCAGUGUCAGUGUCAAAUAGAAAUUUUGUGCAGUUUUAUCUGUAGAAAAAGAUCUGUGCUUAAUACAGUGUUUGUAUUUCAAUCCUCUCCAGUGCACACCAGCUUAUUCAGUCCCUUGCCCAAAAUUAUAGACAUGGGCCAAGUUGUCACAGAUCUUCCCUUAUCUGGCUGUAACUUAUAAUGUUUUCUUGCAGAAAAUAUUACCCAUGUCAUCGCAAAAACAUCUGACUGCGCUGUAUUUUAUGCAGCACUUUUGUUAGUACAUGUGUGUGUAUAUAUAUAUAUUUUCUGCUGGGUAUGACAGAGCUAAAGUAAUUAGUGAAAGGUGGAUCCAACUGCUUAAUAAUUAAAAGCUAACAGAAGUGUCAAACUAAGCUCAAAGUUGAAUGAACUUAGUAUCAUAAACAGAUAGAAAAAUACACCUUAUAGGUGCUUGAUAGACAUAUUUAAGUAGUUUUUAUAAAUCUUUAAAUAAUAUAUGUUGUAGACAAGCAUGGUCUCACAUGUUGCAGAUUUUCUUGUGUAAAAUUUCAUGAGGUUUGAUUGUGAAUAUGGACAACAAACAGGUUAACAUAGUGCAAUAUUCCAGUCAACAUUUUAAUUAACUAAUAUUUUUCUAAUGUGAAUCUAAAGCAUUCAAUAUAUUCCAUUGCAGUUAUCAGUGCUUUUUAUAAUCCCAUAGCAUGUAUGUUCUCACAAUUGUAGUUUGAGCAUAUAAAAUACUCUUUUCUAAAGUAUGAAAUCUGGAACAUGGUAUAACAAAGAGAGUAUGUAUGUGACAAACAAGACCUACCAUUGACCGCUGGUAUCCCUCUGUUGCAUAGUCAGCCUGGUGACAGGGUGUUAGAAGUUCCAUCUUUCUCAGGCCACUCAGCUGUUCAUUAUUUGCAAAUGACCUGCAGCAUCUACUUGAGGAAUCUUGUUAACAAAUAUUAUUCUUAAUAUUUAUUGGUUGCUGUUUUUUGAAAGUUAUUAUCCUGUGUCAUUGGCUGCUGGAGUGCUGUCUGCCUCCCAGGAUGAGAUAUUGUUACUUUAAAAUACAUUAUCAAAAUACCUGAACAGAUUUAUUUAUUAUCUGCAUUUUGCAUUUAUCUACAAGUAGGUUUUACUCCUUUUUUUCCCUCUUCUGUGUAUCCAAGGUCUGCAUGUUUUAUGUUUAACUAAUCUGCUGUGAAGAAACUAAAGGUGAUGUUGCAAUUGUUCUUUUUGGUUACUAGUAGUUUUCAUGUCUUGGCUCUAAAUAUUCAUAUUUUGUCAGUCAGGCAUUUUAGAUUGCAGAAUUUUAUGCUGGGGAAGGGGAAUUGCGGAAUACUUGUGUGUUCAUCCGGUUUAUUCUUUUUUUUUCCCCACUCUUAGGGACAAUUAAUAGUCUGCUAGCCCAUGCAUUUAAAAGAACUGACUGAUGAAGGCUAAAGUUGCUUGUGCUUAAACUGUUUUUACAAAACUAAGAGUAAAUUCCUGGGAGUCAGCUGAGAUAUGGUCAGUUUCCAGGUGGGCACAUUUACUGCUAUAGCUGACACAGUGUCUUCUAAAGCAUUACUCUGGCAGUUUUAUCAACUCUGACCCAGAUUAAUGAACAUGUAAGUAAAUGUUAGCAGAUUUAGUAUGCUAUCGGCUUUCAUUCUACAAACCCUUUGGCUUUGAAUUAAUCAGUCUUUAUUGUCUGCAUAAGGUACUGCUCCAGAACAGAUGUUUGUUUUUGGCUCACACAAGAAUUACCUAAAAAUGAAUUUUAUCAAAAUUUUAAACUGAAAUUUUCUUGGAAUUUUUUAGGAGGCUUGAUACAUUUCAGCAAUAAACCAUGAAAAAUUUGAUAUUGUAGAGUAUAUAUUUCAUAUAAAUGUUAUCCAUUCAGCCUUACUGGCAGAGAUGUCAGUAGCUCUUUCAUUACCUUCAGUUGGAGUGCUACAGGGGUGUCCGGUGUUCUUGAAUACCCUUCUUGGUGAUGAGCUGUUUUAUCUGUGGUCUUCUCAUAGAACUCCAGUAAAUCCUCUUUUUCUUGUUGGCCAAAGCAGUUAUGACAUUUUUUUUAAUAGAAUAUUUAGUCUCCCUCCACCUGAGCUGCAUCCCUGAUAUUAACUCGCAAAAUUUAAGAGCCUCGGGUAAAGUUGGGAAAAGGUCAUAGUCUUCUAACACACUUGGGGCUGAAUGAAGUGUGAGAACUAGAAGCAGCUGCCCUGGAAAUGUAAACAUUCAAGAUGGCAAGGUUUCAGUAUUAUAAAGAUGAAUGGGUGUAUUUUAUUUCUGAAAUAACUUUUAGUUAAUUCAUCUGUAGAGUGAAAAAUCUUGGGAUUAAAGUUUCAAAGCAGGCCUGUAAGAUGCAAGAAGACAGAGACUUGGACAACAAUGCUGAGAAUGGUGAUGGCUGUAUGUAUUUAUCUCCAGACCCUCAACUUUUUCAUCUAAAUUUUUAGAGCAUUUAGGGAACACUUUAGAAAUUAACUAGAUGUUUAGGUUGGGUUUUUUUUUUUUUUUUUUUUUUCGACGUUGAGAAUCUGUUGUUUGGUAUGGCAUAUUUAUCUGCAGGUUGAUGUCUCUGUUCAAAUGUCCAUUAUCAGCUGUAAACUUGAGUCUUAUUGUUGGAGAAGGUGACCGUUUCAUUUUGUGCAAGUAUUGAAAGGCCAGUUUGUGAUUUUCUGAUUUAAUGAUACAGCUGUUCUGAAUCUGGACUGAUGCAUGUCUUUGUGCUUACAUAUACAUGUGUGAAUAUAUGCAUCCUGGAUAUAUGCAAACUAUUGUGGCAGGAAUAAAUAUAAAAAGUACAGAAUAUUAUAUUUCAGUCAGAUUUGGAGCAGGUGUAGAGCGGCAGUGUUGAAGUCACUCAAAAUAGGCAAUUGAUAUAAAAAUUCUCAUACCCUCAUCAAUACCCAUUCUAUUUACUAAACCAUAACUAAGAAUUUGACCAUUUAAAAAAUAUCACUUUAUGAUUUUGCUUUCUUACCUUCAGGUCACUUCAGUGUGUUCAGUCUUUUUUUUAAUUGCACAUUUUGUAUUGACACAAUGAUUUGUACUCAAGUCCUGCUGUGUGUUGAAGAAGAUUAUUAUUAUUAUUUUUUUGUAUGUUAGCAGCAGGCACUUACAAAAACAACUACUUAAAAAUGCCCAAUGUUCAACAUUUUCUGGGAGCACCGUUUAAAGGGAUUUACAUUCGCAGGUGCAUGGAAAUGCACACAUACAAAUUAGAUGCAUGUACACACUCUUGUUAUCAUACAUGUUAAUUGAAAUGUUCAGCUAUGUUUAUUAUUGUAAAUAAAUGUUUUCUAAUAUUUAAAAAAAACUA